Messenger RNA from Alexandromys fortis (reed vole), 537 nucleotides. RefSeq names its product neutrophil antibiotic peptide NP-1-like. The transcript has 3 exons. NCBI's taxonomy places the organism in Eukaryota, Metazoa, Chordata, Mammalia, Rodentia, Cricetidae. Bases 26 to 415 code for a protein of 129 amino acids. Gene Ontology annotation, biological process: defense response to Gram-positive bacterium; cellular response to lipopolysaccharide; defense response to Gram-negative bacterium. Gene Ontology annotation, cellular component: extracellular matrix; extracellular region. The record is from RefSeq and is a predicted model, not a curated record.
CUAUUAAAUAGGGCAAGUCUGCUCCAUGAGGGCACAGCUGCUGUUGCCCCCAAGAUCUGAACAGAGGAGUGCCAUCUCUCCUGCUCUGCUCUCUGCACAGCCCAAGGAUCUGAAACCUACGGCCAUGAGGACCCUCAUUCUACUCAUCGCCCUUCUCCUGCUGGCCCUGCAGACUCAGGCAGAACCUCUCCCAGGAAGAGCUGAGGAGGUUCUAGACCAGGAGCAGCUGGGAGAGGAUGAGCAGGGUGUAUCCAUCUUCCUAGGAGGGCGUGACAGCACUGCCCUCCAAGAUGCAGAUGUGAGGUCAGGCGUGACCUGCUACUGCAGAAGAGGAGGCUGUCAUUUUCCAGAACGACUUCUUGGCUUCUGCAGGGACCGCCGUAACACUGUCUACCGACUCUGUUGCCGCCGAUAAUUAAGAACAAGAUGACUACGUUUUCAUAGUAGUCGAAAACCUGAAGGAUACUGUUUGUCCCAUGCUGUGUCCUUGAGUUUCUUCCUAUUUUCUAUCUAAAUAAAGUCCUUGCAGCAAGCUUU